Messenger RNA from Zychaea mexicana, 2034 nucleotides. RefSeq lists its product as uncharacterized. The record is from RefSeq and is a predicted model, not a curated record. The transcript is spliced from 12 exons. The coding region runs from base 110 to 1681 and encodes 523 amino acids. Lineage: Eukaryota; Fungi; Mucoromycota; Mucoromycetes; Mucorales; Lichtheimiaceae.
CGAUACCUGCAUCGUUCAAGCAACGACUGACGGAAGCUCUCCCAAUUUAUGGGAGAUUAAUGCUCAAUCUGGAGAAGAAGCAUCGAGAUCUGUGUGACCUCGAUGACGCAUGUCCUGCAUGCAGAUAUGCGUCUGGUCCCAAGAUCAUAGCUGGGGAUGGAAACCAGUCGCUACGUCGACAAAGGAUCCGAAGGAAGUCGCCUUUGAAGGCCAAGAGGAAGUCGAUCGCCCGUGGGUCAAGCCGGAGCAACUCAUAAAAUAUGAGAGUUCGGCAACCGAUGGAUGUGAGACUUGGCAGGCUCUAAAUUCAAAGAAGAGAGGAAAAGCAAGCCAUCUCGACCAAACCGGAGCAUUCGCGUGUACGUGUGGUCAUGGUCAUCCAGUGGCCAUCAUCGAUAUGAAUACGCCAGGCGAACAAUACACGUACAUGCUUAGCUGUCUACAGAAGGUGAUCGACUUACCCCUUUACGGAUCAAACAUCCGCAUCAUGUACGAUGUCGGUUGCAAGCUUCGUCCUGCUCUGCAGGUAAUCUUCGAUUCUGAAAUACCAUACACUGCAAACCUAUCAGCGACAGGAUUUGGAUUGCAAGACGGCGAACAUCUGGAAAGACUCUGGUCAUUCCUCAACGGAUUUGUAUCCAUGACACGACAUAUGUCGUCUCUCAACAGACGACUCACACUAACCAUUGCUCUUAAUUUUUAUGCGCAGCAAAAGAAUGACAAUUUAGGUCAAUACAUCCGCCGCAGAUACGUCCGCACGAUCAAGCUCAAAGAAAACGCAUUAGAAGCUCUAAGAAAGGCUGGCAUUGAUGUCAAUGAUGAAGAAGCGAUGAAAGAGAUGGAAGAAAAGUGGUAUAGACACGUCGCUGAAUCGAGAAGAAGGAACGCCGAAAAAGAUGGCAGCAGCAGAUUUGCUCAAACAUGCAGAGCUAUAGAGAAUUUGCGUGUUGCUAUUGCUAUCUAUGAUAUUAUUAAUCAAGCUUUCAAACACCAAGGCAAUGGCCACAACCAGACGCAGAAUCUCGCAGGCCAAAGACAAGCAGCGCGAAAUCAAAUUGAAAAGCGCCUCAUAACAUACAACACGAAGAUCAAUGCCGGACCUAUUUUUGGCUUCGAAGAUUAUGGUAACGAUAUCAAUGCAGUACUUCGAAAAGACAGUCAUUUACGUUUUCGCAUGAACAUCAUUUGCACCGUUGAGGAUAACGCACCAUACGACGCUUUCCAUGGUUUGCAAAGAGCAAACGAAGAACUUGCUUUUUUGAAGGACGAAGCCGCUUCUGUGUUAAAGUAUGGACAAGCUGCUAUUGAUAAGCUCGAAAUGGCUAUCAACGCAGCCGUAACUGUGCCAUACAAUUUGGAAGCGUGUUAUGGCCAGAUCGGUUUGAUCCAAAUGUGGAAACGCAAGUUGGAGCGUGCCAAGUCUUGGCAAAGAGAACAAGCGAAACAAUUGGCCGUAAUUCUUGAUUCUACCGAGGCUAACCCAGGAUCCUUGUCGCUGCUUCGUAAUGCUGCUGGUACGGAAGAAGAAGACUUGGAAGAAGAAGAAGAGGAGACAAAUGUGGAGGUGCUAGACCCUACAAAGAUAGCCGAUGAAGUUGAAGACGAGGAAUGGGAAGUUGAUCCAACUCUAUUUGGAGACGGAAUUCCGGUUGAGGAUGCACCAACCUCGUCCGCUCAGUAAACACAACUCGCAACCUUUUUUCUAUUUGCUUACGAUAGACAAGAAUAUGGAUAUGUAACAAUGGUGCUCAAGUGCUAUGUAUGCUAACAAGCAUUAUAUUUAGUUGGUUUUCUUCACAAUCAAGCUCAUCGGGGAUCGCAUCUAACAAUCGGCCAUAUUUGUGACAACGGAUGUAAAGUCUAACUUAGCUACCGGUUACUAUAUGAUAUACAAGAGGGAAUCUGAAUCCUAGGUUAGCCAGCUCUUUUUACUAGAAUCUAUAUGCUCGGUGAUCAACCGAUGAAGGGAAAAGCUAAGUGCAGUACUUCUUAUAUGCAUCACCUUUUUUACUUGAUAAAUAAAUGUGAACAAUG